Messenger RNA from Gongylonema pulchrum, 399 nucleotides. NCBI's taxonomy places the organism in Eukaryota, Metazoa, Nematoda, Chromadorea, Rhabditida, Gongylonematidae. The record is from the annotation of a GenBank genome assembly.
GACAGCUGGAGAUGCUACGAUCUUACGAUUGAGCUUCUACGAGCCAAGGAAAGGAUCGAAAGUGCGCGGCACAUCUCACGCCGCCUUAUUCUGAAUCGAGUGGAACAGCGUUUCGUGAAAGCAAUUAGCAAGCGGAUUUCCGAUCGUUGCAAGGAAAUGGUUGAUUAUCAGUCAGUUCAGCACAGGAAAUUGAAAAUGGGCAAUUUAGCAGUUGGUGUUGGUACCGACGAAAAUAUUCCCAGACAUACCAGACAGGUAUAUAAAACUUUAUUUUUCGCUGCUUGCAUGGAACAGAAAUUGAAAAUGGGCAAUUUAGCAGUUGGCGUUGGUACCGAUGAAAAUAUUCCCAGACAUACCAGACAGGUAUAUAAAACUUUAUUUUUCGCUGCUUGCAUGUAG